This is a messenger RNA of Beta vulgaris subsp. vulgaris (sugar beet), 1017 nucleotides long. RefSeq lists its product as uncharacterized. Bases 1 to 1017 code for a protein of 338 amino acids. NCBI's taxonomy places the organism in Eukaryota, Viridiplantae, Streptophyta, Magnoliopsida, Caryophyllales, Amaranthaceae. The transcript is spliced from 5 exons. The record is from RefSeq and is a predicted model, not a curated record.
AUGCAUCCAGUGCAUAUGCGCCCUCUUGAGAAGCGUGAGGCCAUUAUUUUGAAUGAGUUUGGACAGCCUAUUGGACCAGUCACACCUAAAAAGGACACAAUAGGUGAAUUUUCAAGAUUCUUAGGGACCAUUGCUCGAGACUACGGUAAUGCUCUACUGACAUAUAGGAGUUGGAGAAAGGUGCCUGGCAAAGAUAAGUUGUGGGAGUACGUUUUGUCCAAAUACCUGGUUCCUGAAGAAGGAAAGGAAUGGGUACUAAAGUCUAUUGGUGCUGCCUGGAGGAUUCAUAAGUGCCGAUUCAAGAAAAGGCAUUACCAUAAGUACACCACCAACAAUCUGAGAUGGAUGAAAAGGCCUAAAACUAUACCCGAAGAGGAUUUCAAGCAGUUGUUGCUUCUAUGGAACAAGAAAGAAGAGAAGGCCCGAUGUUCUCUUAAUCAAAGUCGAAGGAAAGCUCAAAAGAACAAUCACACUGCUGGACCUAAAAGCUUUGCAAGGAUACGUGAAGAAAUGAAAAAUGAAGAUCCUAACAAGCAGUUCCCCUCGUUAGCUCAAGUCUUUGAGCGCACUUGUGCAAGAGAUGAAAAGAAGAAAUAUGCUGAUACAUUUGAGGAUACAGAACCUAUGAAGAGUUACCAACCCAUAGAAGAUGAAAGUGACCCUAAAGAUGCUUUUAUGGGUGUGAUGGAGAAGGAGUACCCUGGUCGUAGGCGGCUAUUUGGUAGGGGGGUCACCAAUAAGGUAUUGAAGAAGAGUGUUGCUGCUGCUGGUUCAUAUGUGGUGCCAAAAGAGGUAAUGGAUGCUGUGAGGGCAGACAUGGAAGCCGAAAAGACUGAGAUUGGUGACAUAAGAAAGGAACUUGAAGCAGACUAUGAGCAAAAGAAAGCGAACCUUGAGGCAGAUUACGCAAAGAAAAUGGAGCAUUUCGAUAAGUCAAGGGAAAGUCUGGUUAAAGACAUCUUGCAGAAGCUCAUAGCAAAGCUGCCAUCUGAUGUUGUCCGAGAAUUCUUAGUUUAG